CCACAACUAUACAUUUCCAGCUCAGGGCUUGACGUUAGUCAAAUGCAUAACUUUAGUAAUCCUGAAGACUUCAAAAAACAUCAGAAUUCAUAGGUUGCCCUUCAAGCAAGCCAGUUUACUUACUUGCUUCAUAACCAUUAAUUGGAUAUAUGCUAUGUUGACAACAGCAGCGCCUUUGGGGUUCACUAAAUGACAGCAGUAUCAGAAUCGUCAUUACAUGAGGCGCCCACCUUGUGCCUAGAGAUACUGAGGCAGUAGCGUGAGACGAGUCCGCAGCCCCAUAUCAACCAGUAACUCAUCAAAGAUCAUCGAGACUAGGCUGGUCUGAUACUUCGUAUGAGGUUUCAAAGCAUUGCGACUCACGUGUCGCUACGGAGCGGGAGAUCGUGAAAGCUGAUCAGGAGUUCGUUAUGAGUUAUGAGUUGGGGGUUUCAAGACAGGGGCUGGGUUUACAAUGACCGGACCGGCGCCGGAAACUCAACCCUAGUCUGUUUCUCAGCUCUCGAAUGGUCUCAUGAUAUGGCCCUUGACAUUCUCGCUUUUCUACGCCAAUGAUGUGAAUUGAGGCCCCCGAGACUAGCACACGCUAGUCCUCCUUAUACACUAAGAGUCUGCUAAGAGAUAGGAACCCGGCAUCUUGGUUCGUGCUAAUAAGAAAAAGCCAUCAGAUCAACAUGUCUCCGCAUUUCAAUAUCUCCAAACCCCCACGAUGCCAUCAACUAGAGCUGCAGCGCUCAUCGCCCUUCUCGACAACAUUCAAGUCAUCGAUUGCGAAGAUGAUUUUGAUGGCCAGGGCGAUCGCGUAGCCGUCGCAGAAGCAACGCGACGACUGCUCGCUCGUCUGGAAACGCCCUUUGAGCGCGCAUGGCGCUUAUCGUGGAUUAAUGGCAAUACGCAUAUGGCCGUGCAGGUCAUCAUGGACGUCGGAAUAUGGGAGGCGUGGUAUCUAAGCAAACAACGCGAGAUCUCACUCGUUGAGCUCCACGCUUUGGCUCGAACACCCUGCGAUUUGAGGCUUAUCCGUCGCUUGUUUCGUCUUCUAGCUGCGGAAAACGUCAUUCGCGAGCUCGGAGAAGAUCAAUUCGGUGCUACCGCCUUCUCAGACGCUUUGGGGCAGACCAAUGAGCCUGUCGCACAAACGAUUCUGUCGGGAACACAUCACGGUUUGGAUUCGACUCGGAAGUUCCCAGACUUCCUGGCACAGACAGCUUAUGCUGAGCCCUUAGACCCCACAAACUCAUGCUAUAUGGACCUAACACCCGAGCGGCUGGGCAUGUUCGAGCGAUGCCGCGCAAAUUCGGAGUAUCAAGCUAGCUUCACCGGGUUCAUGCGUGGGCUCACAGCUUAUAAGCUUGACUGGACUGAAAUCUACGACACCAAAAUCAUCAUGAGUGACUUUGACACGAAUAGCGAAGCACCGCUCUUUGUUGACAUCGGAGGUGCUCAUGGCGUAGAUGUAGAACGCUUACUGCGUCGAUAUCCCGAAUUGCCGAGCGGAAAACUUAUUUUACAGGACACACCAGAAGUCCUCGCGCUGGCGAAAGUGAGUGAGAAAAUCACAGUACUGGCUCACGACUUCUUCACGCCUCAACCCAUAAGAGGGGCUCGAGCUUACUUCACACAUGCUAUUUUACACGACUGGGAUGAUUCGGAUGCAGGGCGCAUCCUCAAUCAAACCGCUGUCGCAAUGAAGAAGGGAUAUUCGAAGCUCCUGCUCUACGAGACUGUCCUUGUGAGCAAAGGAGCGAGCUUAUAUCAGAGCGUCUCUGAUGUCAGUCUUAUGCAUUUGAUAUCCGCAGCCGAUCGAACAGAAACGAGAUGGAGGGAGCUGCUUCGGAAGGCCGGUUUCGAGGUCCUCAAGAUAUGGCAGCACCCGUCAUCAUUAGAGAGCAUUAUCGAGGCUGAACUGGCAUGAAGUAGAGGAAGCUUGUGGUGCUACUGGAUGCUUCUAUGCCCAUAUGAGAAAUAUUUGGAUACAAAGGGUAUAAUUGCAGAUAUACCCAAUAAUUUCCCUUGGUAUAGUAAUCCUAAAAUGUGGCUUGUUGUUCGCCUCCCUGUGUAAAAAGGUCAAUGCGAGGGGGUCAUUGGAUCCCGGUCUGGUUUUCCUAGCUGGGGGAAGACGUGGAGUGAAUGGUAGCCAUGCAAAGUUGGUAUAUAUAAUGAUGUUUGUACUUUUAAGACAUAUUGAAAUAUUCUCUAUCCCUUGUCAUACCACAUAC
Xylaria bambusicola is the source of this 2219-nucleotide messenger RNA. RefSeq names its product putative O-methyltransferase. The transcript has 4 exons. The coding region runs from base 710 to 1915 and encodes 401 amino acids. NCBI's taxonomy places the organism in Eukaryota, Fungi, Ascomycota, Sordariomycetes, Xylariales, Xylariaceae. Gene Ontology annotation, molecular function: O-methyltransferase activity. The record is from RefSeq and is a predicted model, not a curated record.